Molecule: messenger RNA, 1629 nt
Organism: Notolabrus celidotus (New Zealand spotty)
Lineage: Eukaryota; Metazoa; Chordata; Actinopteri; Labriformes; Labridae
Gene: ntd5
Product: ntl-dependent gene 5
Exons: 8
Coding region: 18-1082 (354 amino acids)
Cellular component (GO): extracellular region
Molecular function (GO): peptidase inhibitor activity
Source: RefSeq, a predicted model, not a curated record
AGGCCCUGGCUGUAAGGAUGGACUGUGCACUGCUGCUGCUGUCCCUGUGGGCUCUGGCUGGAUUGGUGUCCCCACAGACUCCAGGUGUCACCACAGGGUCGUGUGCGCCAAGACUCCUGGUAGACGAGAAGAGGAAGUCCUGUCCCCGGCCGUGCAAGACUGACAAAGACUGUGGGAACAAACGGCAGUGUCUGUGUGACGGCCAGUGUGGGCUCAGCUGUGUGGUUCCAGGUCGCACUUGUCCCUGGCCUCUGCCCCCCAGUGAAAACUCAGAAGUUCAACUCCUCCAUCCCACAAGCUCCUUCGAUGCACUGCUUGAGGUGCGCUGCAAGCCGGGGUUCACGCUGCCCAAUGGCCUGGAUGCCACUAUGAGACGCUGUCAAGGUGACCGGCAGUGGAGCGGGGAUGUUCCUGUCUGUACAGAGUCACUCCAACCCACCACUUCCCAAACCUGCCCUCUGUCUGAGGAAGUCACCAACACCUUCAGCAUCCAGGGCAAUGCUACAGUCGGAACAUCCAUCCGCUACAGCUGCCUGUCUGGGGCGGAUAUAGUGGGGAGCAGUGAAAAUUUCUGCCAGGAUAAUCAGACCUGGCAGUAUCCCCAUCCUAUCUGCAAAGAGGUGUACUGCCAGCCACCCCGGGAUGUGGAGCAGGGCUACGUGGUGGCGGUCCAGAAGACUGAGUAUGAAGUGGGCUUUGAUAUCCACUACCUCUGCAAGAGGAACUUCCUGCUAGAUGGACCCCAGAAGGUCACCUGCCUGCCCGACGGCAGCUGGAGUGCAGCGCCCCCACACUGCAGAGCUCGUUGUCUCAUCCCUGCUGAGCGGAGCCGUGUUGUGAUUGGUGGAGUGAAGCGCUGGCCCUUUGACAUCACAGACGCCAUGGUUCCUCAUGGAGAAAAUGUGACAUUCUUCUGCAAACAUCCUCGCAAGCAGUGCAGCUUCACUGCAACCAAGACCUGCUUUGAUGGAGAGCUGCACCCACAAGACUGCUACCUUGAGCCCACGUGGUUGCAGUACAAACUCUUCCCCCACCGGCUGGUCUCAGAGAUUGAAGCGUGUGAGCCAGGAGAUGUGGAGUGAUGACCUGCACGUCUGAACUCAACCCAGCCAACACUCAUGACACUGUGACACAAUACCAGCACCUCCACCUGACUCAUACCAGCAUCCAUCUUCUUGGGCAGUCCUUCUUCACUCUGCAGCUUUGCUUCUAUCUAUACUAUGAUUAUGGUCUGUUAGACACUGAAAUAUUACUCACAGCUCUUGUGGAUGGGCAGGCUAAGCUGUCUAUCUUGAAUUGUAGGUUUCAUGGCCUCUGUCACCCUCUCCUGCAUGCAUUCUGGAUCUCCAUCACACUGCAGGCAUAAUUAUAUUCUGCAAAAGUAUAUGUUAGAUCUUUCUCAAGCCUGAGCUAAUGCAUACUGUAGCUGCAAUCCAUAGGCCUCCGUUAUGAUGUACGUAUAAAGCAUUAUUUCAUCAGUUCUGCCUGUGAUGAUACCUUCAUGUAACCUAACUAAUACAGACUCUGUGAUAUCUCACUGUGUGAUCUUUCUUUCCCUCUUGUAUAUGACGCAUCAAGUCUUGAGGCUUGUAAGUGUUAUUGAUUUGAAAUAAAGUUAUGUGAAAACGG